Messenger RNA from Perca flavescens (yellow perch), 2454 nucleotides. RefSeq lists its product as uncharacterized. NCBI's taxonomy places the organism in Eukaryota, Metazoa, Chordata, Actinopteri, Perciformes, Percidae. Gene Ontology annotation, cellular component: external side of plasma membrane. The record is from RefSeq and is a predicted model, not a curated record. Bases 40 to 2439 code for a protein of 799 amino acids. Gene Ontology annotation, biological process: immune response. The transcript has 16 exons.
UGUUGGAGCGCGUUCCGUGUUCCUCCAGCAUCUCUCCUGAUGAGAUCUGCCUCAGGUGCGCUGGGAGGAGUCUUCAGUUCUGUGCCAGUCCGCCUCAUCAGAGCAAAGACACUUAAACCGUUAAACCAGCUCGGUCCUCAGACAGGUCUUUCUCAAAACAAGAUGAAGAAGUUCCUGUUGUUGCUUCUCUUCUGUCACGUCUCAUCUCCAGUGAAACACUCACUCAAGUUUUUCUCCACUGCAUCUUCUGGACUCCCAAACUUGUCAGAGUACAUGGCUACAGCAGCGGUGGAUGAAGUUCUGGCGGGUUACUGCGACAGCAACAAAAAGAUAGUAGAACCCAGACAUGACUUGGUGAAAACAUUUGUAGAAAAAAAUCCUCAGCAGUUGGAGUUUUACACUCAAAGAUGUUUUGAGGAUGAGCCAAUCUUAUUCAAAGCCAUGAUUGAUAACUUCAAGCAAUGCUUCAACCAAAGUGGAGGUGUCCACAUUCUCCAGAGUAUGACUGGCUGUGAGUGGGACGAUGAGACUAGAGAGGUCAAUGGUUUUAUGCAGUAUGGUUAUGAUGGAGAAGACUUCAUAGCAUUGGACCUGAAGACAUCGACAUGGAUCGCUCUGAAACCACAGGCUGUCAUCAUCAAACAAAGUUGGGAUGCUGAGAUAUCUGAAAUAAAAUACAAUGAGAUUCUCCUCACUAAGAUUUGUCCUGAAUUGCUGAAGAUGUGUGUGGACUACGCCAAGAGCUUUCUGCUGAGAAAAGAUCUUCCCUCAGUGUCUCUCCUCCAGAAGUCUCCCUCCUCUCCAGUCAGCUGCCACGCUACAGGUUUCUACCCUGACAGAGCCAUGAUGUUCUGGAGGAAAGAUGGAGAGGAGCUUCAUGAGGACGUGGACCUCGGAGAGAUCCUCCCCAACCACGAUGGAUCCUUCCAGAUGAGUGUUGACCUGGACCUUUCAUCAGUCCCAGCUGGAGACUGGAGGAGGUACGACUGUGUGUUUCAUCUCUCUGGUGUGGAGGACGACAUCAUCACCAAACUGGACAAAGCAGAGAUCAGGACCAACAGAGGUCUUCAUUUUCACAUGAUCGUCCCCAUCACUGCUGCAGUGGUUGUUCUUGUUCUCGUCCUCAUCGCUGCCACUGGAUUCAUUGUUCACAAAAGGAAAAAAGCUAAAUGUCCUCGAUCUUGUCCUGACAGCAGCUCUGAGAGAGACCUGACUCAAAAAAAAAAGUCAACUUUGAUACAAACAGACACUCCCUCUUCAAAGAAAAAAACACAGAAUACAGAACAGAACCAGCUCGGUCCUCAGACACGUCUUUAUCAAAACAAGAUGAAAAAGUUCCUGUUGUUGCUUCUCUUCUGUCACGUCUCAUCUCCAGUGAAACACUCACUCAAGUUUUUCUUCAUGGCAUCUUCUGGAGUCCCAAACUUGUCCGAGUUUGUGGGUGCUGCAGCGGUGGAUGAAGUUCUGGUGGCUUACUGCGACACCAACAAAAAGAUAGUAGAACCAAAACAGGACUGGGUGAAAACAUUUUUUGAAAACAAUCCUCAGCAUCGGGAAAGGUACACUGCAGAGUGUUUUGAGAGGCUGCCUAACUUAUUCAAAGCCUGGAUUAAUGACAUGAAGCAGUGCUUAAACCAAACUGGAGGUGUCCACAUUCUCCAGAGGAUGGAAGGCUGUGAGUGGGACGAUGAGACUGGAGAGGUCAAUGGUUUUAAUCAGUUUGGUUAUAAUGGAGAAGACUUCAUAGCAUUCGACCUGAAGACAUCGACAUGGAUCGCUCCGAAACCACAAGCUGUCAUCACCAAACAUAGAUGGGAUGCUGAGAUAUCUAGAAUAAAAUACAUUGAGAUUCUCCUCACUGAGAUGUAUCUUCAAUGGCUGAAGAUGUAUUUGGACUACGGCAAGAGCUCUCUGCUGAUAAAAGAUCUUCCCUCAGUGUCUCUCCUCCAGAAGUCUCCCUCCUCUCCAGUCAGCUGCCACGCUACAGGUUUCUACCCUGACAGAGCCAUGAUGUUCUGGAGGAAAGAUGGAGAGGAGCUUCAUGAGGACGUGGACCUCGGAGAGAUCCUCCCCAACCACGAUGGAUCCUUCCAGAUGAGUGUUGACCUGGACCUUUCAUCAGUCCCAGCUGAAGACUGGAGGAGGUACGACUGUGUGUUUCAUCUCUCUGGUGUGGAGGACGACAUCAUCACCAAACUGGACAAAGCAGAGAUCAGGACCAACAGAGAGAAGCCCACUAACAUGACCAUCCCCAUCAUGGCUGCAGUGGUUGUUCUGGCUCUCGUCCUCCUCGCUGUGAUCGGAGUCCUAGUUUACAGAAAGAAGAAAGGUGAGACACUCAAACUUGUCCUGUUUGUAAGUGUGUUCCCUGUAUACACUAAGAUAGUGAUUCCCAACCUGGGGUAUGUGGACGGGACCUCUGCUGUUUCCAGGGGGUAGGUGGAAAGAUUGUAG